AUGAACGGAUACGAAUACGGACAAGAACCACAAGGACCACCACCAGGUCAAAAUUCAUCAGGCAUGCCAUGUCCAUUUGAUAAUCAAUCAAUAGGAGAUAUGCCAAUGCCGAUGCCGAUGCCAACUCAAGCAACACCGUAUCCAAAUCAGCCAGGGAUAUAUCCAUAUUUAACGGCACCAUAUCCCGCUCAAUCAACACCGUAUCCAAACAACUCACCUACACAUCCAAGUCAACCACUACAAGAUCAAUCUAGUGAUCCUGGUGAAGCAAUUUUGCAACUACCUCAACAUGCAUAUCUACCUUCAGCACCUUCUCGUCAAGACGAUCCAUUAGCAACAAGCACACAAUUUGUUAGUAAAUUAACACCAACUGUUUUACAUAACCCAAGUUUCAAUGCUCUUAAUGAUGCCGAAGCUUUACGGAAAGCAAUGGAUGGCUUUGAAACAGACAAGUAUGCCAUUAUUUCAAUAUUGAGUGAUCGCAAUAACAAACACAGACAAAAUAUUGUAAAUAGUCUUGAAACACUACAUGGAAGAGAUAUCAUAAAAGAACUAAAGUCUAAGCUGAGCGAUAGAUUCAAGGAUUUAAUUGUUGCGAUGAUGACACCAAUUAUUGAUUAUUAUGUCAAAGAAAUUCAUGACAGCAUUUCGGGAAUUAGUACAGAUAAUGACGUACUUAUUAUUAUUCUUUGCACAUUGAGUAAUCACGAUAUUCACCAAAUACGUGCUAGCUAUGAAAACAAAUAUGGCAAAUCGUUGGAGAGUGAUAUACGUAGUAAUACAUCAGGCCACUUUCAGAGAUUAUUGGUAUCAUUGUGUAAUGGUCAACGUGAUCAAAGUUCACAAACUGAUAUAAAAUCUGCAAAAUCAGAUGCAAAAAGACUUCACAGUGCUAGUACUUGUCACUUGGGAACAAAUGAGUUUGAAUUCGAUUUUAUUUUUGCUCAAAGAAAUGUACACCAAUUAAGAUUAAUUUUUCAAGAAUACUUAAACCUAUAUGGCCAUGAUAUAUCAACUACAAUUAGUCGUGAAUUUUCUGGGAAUACCGAAGAGGCCCUUCUUACAAUUGUGGAAUGUGUAAAAAAUAGUGCUUUGUGGUUUGCUGAGCAAUUAAAUGACUCGAUGUCUGAAAAAAAAACAAAAGAUCAGAAAUUAAUUUUUAUCUGUGUUACACGUUCCGAAGUUGACAUGGGAGAUAUUAAAGAAGCCUUUUAUCAAAAAUAUGGAAAAACUCUUGGAAAACGCAUUUCAGAGAAUACAUCUGGUGACUUAAAAGAAUGUCUCAUAAAGCUCCUCAACUUAAAGUCUGAAAAUAACAUUAAAAAACCCACAAAUCGAUUUUUGCCCGACGAUUACAUGCUAGCACAGUAA
Messenger RNA from Aphidius gifuensis, 1371 nucleotides. Its product is annotated as annexin B9-like. The transcript is spliced from 5 exons. The coding region runs from base 1 to 1371 and encodes 456 amino acids. The record is from RefSeq and is a predicted model, not a curated record. Gene Ontology annotation, molecular function: calcium ion binding; calcium-dependent phospholipid binding. Lineage: Eukaryota; Metazoa; Arthropoda; Insecta; Hymenoptera; Braconidae. Gene Ontology annotation, cellular component: cytoplasm.